Molecule: messenger RNA, 2153 nt
Organism: Xenia sp. Carnegie-2017
Lineage: Eukaryota; Metazoa; Cnidaria; Anthozoa; Malacalcyonacea; Xeniidae
Product: U3 small nucleolar RNA-associated protein 18 homolog
Exons: 14
Coding region: 479-1924 (481 amino acids)
Biological process (GO): rRNA processing
Cellular component (GO): small-subunit processome; Pwp2p-containing subcomplex of 90S preribosome
Molecular function (GO): protein binding
Source: RefSeq, a predicted model, not a curated record
AUUUUUCUUAGAGUUCCAAGGUUACAUCAACGUGCAAAAAAGUCGUAUAUUAAUAUCGUUAUGAAGUUGCUUCAACUCGCUUGAAUCAUGUUUGCAAUUGUGCAACAUAAUUAGGAAUUUGCCAGUGAAUUAGUAAAAUUCUGAUGUAGAAAUUACAGAAAACCAAUUAUGAGGGUGAUAAGAUUUGGUGUCGCAAAAAAUAGAACUGAGCAAAAUUGUCAAAGAACUUUCUUAAAAAUUGCAAUUACAGGAAAAUAAAAUUGAAAUUCAAACCAUCGGACAUACGCGCUUUCGCUCCAGUUUAUUUUAGUUCAACUCAACCACAGGUCAACUUGGAUCGCAACACUGCUGGAUUGAAAAAACGACAGCUCAUCUCCAUAAUGUUUUUGCUGAACUUUAUUAGUGAACUUUCCUAACUUUAUCUUUUUCGGAAACUUGUAUAUUAUAUUUCUCUCAGGAUUGUAUAAACUUUUAUACCAUGCUACGUCGAAAAUCCAAAAGGCAAUUUGAUAAAUGUGCAGAUGAAGAUCCAGUCAACAUGUGUUCCAUAAGUAACAAGCAAAGUCGAUUGAUAAACCAGAAGGUAACUCACGAGGAAUUAGAAAACCUAGUUUUCGGUGGUAAGCAAUAUCUGGAAUCUCUUGAUGAGGAUGACUUGCAAGAAGAUGAUUUUAUUGAAGAAACUGAAUUACCUGCAUGGGUUGAUGAAGAUGAUUCAAAUGUCUGGGUUGAUGUUUCAUCUAAAAAUCGUUUAAAGAAGUUUAAAGAAGGGGAAAAGGAAAUUAUUUCUGGUGAUGUUUUGAAGAAAAAACUUGAAUCCCAUUUUCAGAAAAUUUAUGGAGUUCCAGAGUGGGCAAAAACUACAACAAAAUGUAAUCCUAAUCAAGAUGACGACGAAGGAAGUGAAAUAUUGCAACAUGCAGGGAAUUUCCUAUCGAAGAAAUCUGAAUACCUUCCAAGAGGUUUAAUUGAUAUUGGAAAAGUUAAAGAUGCAAAUUGUUCAAACAAAUUUGAUGCUGUUGUCAAGUGUUUGGAGUUUCAUCCCAGCUCUAAAAUUCUCCUUGUUGCUGGUUUGAAUAACAAACUAAGUCUAUUUCAGGUUGAUGGAAAGACAAAUAUAUGUCUUCAAAAUAUCCAUGUUAAAGGUUUUCCCAUUCAUUCUGCUCAUUUUAUUGGAAAUAGCGAGCAGAUAAUUCUGGCAUCACAAAGAAAAUUUUUCUAUUAUUACGAUAUGAAUGAGGGUUAUGUUACUAGAAUACCAGAAAUUCGGGGAAAAGAUGAGAAACAUUUUUUUAAUUGUUUUACAUCACCUGACGGAAAAUAUUUGGUAUUUACUGGAAAAAGUGGAUAUAUAUAUUUACUAUCCAGUCAGACAAAGCAAUGGAUAGCUGACUUAAAAAUGAACGGUUCGGUCACUACCAUUUCAUUUUAUGCCGAUGGAACACGUAUGUUGUCAGCGGGAAGUGAUGGUGAGAUAUAUGUGUGGUGCUUGAAAACAAGAAAAUGUCUACACAAGUUCAAAGAUGAAGGGUGUAUAAGGUGUACGUCUCUUGCCGUUUCUCCCUGCGGACAAUAUGUUGCUUGCGGAUCUGAUUCAGGUGUAGUCAAUAUUUAUGAUCAACGUUGUCUUGAGAAGGCAUUUCCAAAACCCAUAAAGACUGUCAUGAAUUUGACGACGAAAAUCUGUCAGCUGAAAUUUAAUUCUACUAGUGAAAUUCUUGGAAUGUCAUCGAAGGAAAUAAAGAAUGCAUUCAGACUUUUGCACGUGCCUUCGUUGACCGUAUUUUCCAACUGGCCUAAUUCAAAAACACCACUUCGAUAUGUGGAAACAUUUGACUUUUCUCCAAAAAGUGGUUAUCUUGUCGUAGGAAAUGACUGUGGGCGAGCAUUGCUUUUUAGGUUAAAUCAUUAUGCUGAUGGAUGAUUCGCAAAGUUGCUGAAAAUAAAAUUUGGAUUGAUCGAUGGAUAAAGUUUAAGAAAUGCAGUGCUCUAGUCAGAAAUCAAAACAUCACCCUGUUUGACAAAAAAUGAAAAACUUAAUAAACCAAUAGAACUUAAACGUCUGAGUGAGCAUACGAAGUCUGAGUAAGCAUACUAGUUUUUAGUUGUCUUGUAAAUAGUUUUUUAGAAACAGACUGAAAAGAACAUAAGAA